Messenger RNA from Lindgomyces ingoldianus, 1467 nucleotides. Its product is annotated as nucleotide-diphospho-sugar transferase. The coding region runs from base 193 to 1272 and encodes 359 amino acids. The record is from RefSeq and is a predicted model, not a curated record. The transcript has a single exon. Gene Ontology annotation, biological process: protein N-linked glycosylation. NCBI's taxonomy places the organism in Eukaryota, Fungi, Ascomycota, Dothideomycetes, Pleosporales, Lindgomycetaceae. Gene Ontology annotation, molecular function: glycosyltransferase activity.
GGACUCGGCGUCUCCCCCUGAGUAAUGCUGGAACCCCCUAAGCCCCAAGGCUUUGCCGCAAUCCUUCCAAGAGUAAUCCUUCAGAAUAUACACCGUCAACCUUCUCCUUCUUCACCCCCUCCUCUCCGCGGUAUGCACAUCACCACCACCUUCGUUUGAUUCCUGUCUAGCACAAGGAGCACGACCACCACCAUGGCCAUCUUACGCGACUUCCGCGGCCUCCGCAUCGUCACUGCCGCUGCAAUCGCCAUCCUUAUCGCCCUCCUCGUCCUCCUCAACCAUCGCCUCCCAGAGGGUUUCCAUCCCUUGGCCUCGCUGCCAGGCUCGUUGUCCACCCAGCCCACCCAUCAAACCAUAACCCAACACACUAACAGCACCGGCAAGCUCGCUUACGUAACAUGGCUGUCGAGCACGCUGGUCGGCCCCGACAGUGAAGACCUCGACAACGACAACUACUUCAUUGCCACGCGAAUCCUCGUCUGGCAACUGCUCCAUGCCCCCAAGACUCGUUCUCAUGGCAUCGAUGUCGUCGUCGUAAUCACACCUUCCGUAUCCGAAUCGCGUCGUAAGCGACUAGAGAAAGACGGCGCCAUUGUCAGGCGCGUUGAGUUCGUACAUGGUAAGAACGAGGGCUGGAUCAACCCCGAACAAGAGAGAUGGAAGGACAUCAUGACCAAGCUGCGCGUUUGGGAAAUGGUCGACUACGAGCGGAUGUUGAUGUUAGACGGGGAUACAAUUCUGAACAAGCCCCUAGACGAUGCUUUCAACGACCCAGGUGCUCAGAUAGUGUCUACCCUGCCUGUUGGGCACGCAGAGUCUAGGCGGAAGGGCGAUGAGCCGGACCUCCCGUCUCAAUACCUCCUCGCUAGCGUCGGCGAGACCAAGAAUUACAAUCACACUUGGCCGCCCACCAAGCCCACGGACUUCGAACGACCUGACUACUUCUGCGCCGGCUUCUUUUUGCUCUCGCCAUCCCUGGAGCUGUUCAAGUACUAUACUGCUCUCCUCGACAUCAAGAAUCGUUUUGACACGAGGUACAUGGAACAGAGCUUACUGAAUUAUGCCCAUCGACCGGAUGGACCCAUGCCUUGGAAGGAGGUCGACUACAAGUGGAAUGUUCGCCACGUGAAUGAGAGGGAUGUGGAGAAGGGCCUCGUCAGUAUGCACGAGAAGUGGUGGCUGCUUCCAUGGAGUGGAAGCACCAAGCUGAGGGACGAGUUCCUCAAAAUACGGUGGGAAAUGGAAGGAUGGUAUAUGGAGAGAAACAGGUAGUCGCGCUUCAGAUUUGGAUUACAUCUAUACGGCAGUGCAAACGGAGUACGGUAGAGUGCUAUUCAGAACUAUUUCGAAGGCAAUUGGUACAAAAGUUUUAAUAGCUUUUGAAGAUGGAUCGCUUUUUACAUAAUAUUUUCACUGUUAUAUAAUGUACUAAAACAGCAAUGGGAAUACGGUGUUACUCUCCAUAUA